Trichomonas vaginalis G3 is the source of this 381-nucleotide messenger RNA. RefSeq names its product ribonuclease kappa family. The record is from RefSeq and is a predicted model, not a curated record. Gene Ontology annotation, molecular function: RNA endonuclease activity. Bases 1 to 381 code for a protein of 126 amino acids. NCBI's taxonomy places the organism in Eukaryota, Parabasalia, Trichomonadida, Trichomonadidae. The transcript has a single exon.
AUGACAAAUUGCUGUGUGCGCUGUUACACAAGUGUUGGAUGUGCUGCCUGCUAUGUAGUUAUCAGUGUUUGGGGCAUAGUCAUGCUCGGCAUUAUGGCCAUUCUUUUCGGUAUCGAUAAAGCCGGUACCAUUGGUGAUCUUAACCCUCAUCACACAAGAAAAGACAAUACAAAAACAUUAUGGAUUAAUGUUAUCAUUUACUUCAUUGUUUGCAUUUUAAGCUCAAUCAGUCUUUGCUACAGACUUAAGCAUCCAUUUGAGGACGACAAGGCUAACGAGGAAGUUGAUGAAAUAGAGGAGAUGCUCAAGAAUGCACCAGAAGAGGAGCAAAAGAAAUCCGAAAAUGCAAAGUCUGUUGAGCAGCCUCUUAAUAGCAAAUAA